Messenger RNA from Mercenaria mercenaria, 4257 nucleotides. RefSeq lists its product as uncharacterized. The record is from RefSeq and is a predicted model, not a curated record. NCBI's taxonomy places the organism in Eukaryota, Metazoa, Mollusca, Bivalvia, Venerida, Veneridae. The coding region runs from base 267 to 3167 and encodes 966 amino acids. The transcript is spliced from 13 exons.
CUUUGCUGAAAAAAUUAAAGCCGGCUAAAUUUCAAGACUUAUGCUUUUUCACAAGGAAGCUUACAUGGAAUGCAUAGUAUGAUGACAAAAGUUUGAUGAGCAUCCGCAGUGACCCAGACCUUAUACAUAAACAUUGUUCUAUUGUUGUGUGUGUAGUUAAAAGCUUGGAAGACAGAACAAAACCACUCAUUGACAAGUUCAGGACUUGAAAAGAAAAGGCUGAAAAUCAGUCUUAUCUUUACAGAUAACCAUAAGAAACAAGAGCAAUGAGCUGGGGAUCAUUUUUUGAUCAGUCUGGGUCGUACGCUGCCCAGACUGAUUCUUCUCAAUCUGGCGGAUACUCGAGUUUUGAAGACAACACCUACUACGAUGACUCACAAGGGGGCACACCGUCCCUUCUCCAAACUAGUGGAUACAAAGCCGAAAGCAACUAUGGGCAGGUGAAGAGGGCAAUGCCUGCAGAUGAUGGCUAUGGGUUUAAACGAACCAAAGCUGAUUCAUAUGCAAGUGGAGGUUUUGAUGAGGGCCCCACUUCAUGGGACAUGAUGAAGGAACCUGAACCGGAACCAGUCAGUAUGUCAUGGGAAAAUAUGUCUGAACUGACAUCUUGGGAUCAACUGUCUGCUGGAAAGCCAUCCGGAGGAGCGGGUGCUGGUGGAAGAGGCGGAGCAGGAAGAGGAGCUAGGGGUAGGGGUGGUGGUGGUAGAGGUGCAGGAGGUAGGGGAGGUACAGGAGGAGGUGGCAGUGGACAGUUUGGGGGAGGGGGAGGGGCUAAAAGUCAAGCAGGCAGUGGAUAUGGUGGAGGUUAUGGAAAAGGUGGUGGGGCCGGAGGAGGUGGUGGAAGAGGUGGGGGAUAUGGCGGUGGAAGGGGUGGAGGUGGAAACAACAGAGGGACUGGUGGCGGUGGUGGUUAUGGUGGAGGCAACAGAGGUAGUGGCGGUGGUUAUGGUGGAAGUAGCAGAGGUGGUGGAAGAGGAGGUGGCGGAGGCUACAGAGGAGGUGGCAGUGGUGGUGGAUGGGUAGAUAGAUCUCACCUGUCUCUUGUAGAGAAGUUUGAAAAGUUUUCCGCAUUCCUACGGGGUGAUACUGCAAGAGUAAAUUCCAUUCAGUCAAUAGAAAAUGCCUGUAUGUGCACUGGAAUGAAUCUGAGAUGUGAAUACUCCUGUGAGGAACUACCCAGAAUUUAUAAUAGGUUGCUGUUUACUGGUCGACUGAGCAUUAGUGGUAUUUUCUUGACACGCACUGUUGGAAUGAACAAAAAAGAUAUGAAACAUGAAGUCUAUAACAAAGCACACGAGGUGCUGACCACAAAAACCGUGGCUGAUAUCAAUGACUUAAAGGACCCAGGAGUUGAGACUGUCAGAACUUGCAUAGAACGCUUGUUGAAGAAAAGUGGUCCAGGACAGUACCAGGAGGGAAUGGGAGUACCAAUGAAUCAGGCUGUUGGUGAUAUUGUUAAUGAAAUCAAAAGCAAUCUAGAUGCUGUACGUGGGCUACAGACAGGACUUGGAAAGUUGAUAGCAUAUCUGAAGGGCCCAACGAAGAUGCCAGAUAAUCCUAUAUCCAAGAUUGAGCAGGCAAUGAUGGCCUCUCAUUGUGGUAUUCGUCACAUCUUUCAGAUUGAGACACGAGAGGAGGGAGGGAAACCAAUGUUCGAUGGAGAAUUUAUACUCGAGGAUACAUGUAUUGCAAGGGCCAGUGACAGUAAUAAGAAAACUUGCAAGACUAACACGUACAUUGCGGCAUUUGAGGCUCUGAUGAUGAAGCCGAUAGCUGAGAUUCUGAUUCCUGUAACAAAGGAGGAAGAACUUAAGGAAGAUGAUCAUGUUCAGAAUGAGGCAAUAGUAGCAGGUGUCGGACAGGUGGAUGGGGAAGGGCCACCACCAGUUGUAAAACCCUCCCUUAGAGAGGCCUCGCUUCCAGAGAGAUUGCGAAACCUCAACAGUGUUCUGUCUGCAAGUGCAUUCUCAGACCACAAUAUUUCUAUACUAGACAACUGUAUUCACAAUAGUGGACUGACAGGGAUGUGUAUUUAUAGGCGCACUGAUGUAGCUUCUGAUGAUUGUGCAUCUUGUGAGUUCUACAUUGAGAACUACCUGAUUGCAAUUGGUCAUGGAUCUACAAAGAGUGACUGUACAAAUGAAGUAUAUGAUAUAGCCUGGGACAUUAUUACAACCAGUUCCCCAGAGGACAUCAUGCAGAACUGUAGAAAAAUUGAAGCAAAAGAAACAACAGGUCCGACUGUACUUGAUGUUGUUGUGAAAGGAGAGAAAGGAUCAAACAGGGAGUCAAACAUCGCUCAGUUACGUCGCCAUGGUUACGAUCCGGAUGAUACAUCACGCACCAUUGGUGAUCUCAUCAUUGUUGAAGCUGGUACCUGGCAUGAGGAUAGACGGACAUUUGCCUUCGCUAUUCUACAGAACUCCGCACUACAUAAUGGCAUGCAGCUACAAUGGUGCUUCACUCCAAUUAAACCUCAUGGACGUACUAAUUACAAGCAUGAACAUAGACCACUAGCAAAGUUCAGAUGUCAAAUGUUUUUGCAAGGACAGCAAGUGAGCGAACAUACAGGACAUGGUAAAAACAAGACAAGGAACUUUGCUGCAGUUGAUAUCCUGUUUCAUCUGUACGAAAAAAAUGAUGUUGUCAGGAUAAUGAAACUUACUGAUGAGAAACGUUGGAUUCCAUACACCACUAUUCAGCAGGAGGCAAUGUCACUUAGAAAAGCAGCCAAGGAUUCUAUGCCGACUCCCCCGAAAGAUAUUCUCGAUCGAAGACCAGCAGACAAGCAUAUUGUCAAUGCCAUUAGAAACAGGAUUGACAAGUUUUUCCCGCGUAAUGAUGCUGAGGAACUUCUCAUUGGACCAGGGAUACCAGAUGCGGAAAGGGGAGAAAUACGUGCGUACGUACAAUCUCUAGGUCUCAGAAUGGAUCAGCGCCAGAGAGACGGCAAUACAUACUUCGUCAUCUAUAGUAAACAGGAUAUGAGGAAUGUUGUUGCAGCCCUGAAAAGAAUGGGUGGGAAUCAGAUGUAUGGGAAAUAUAAACUGAUACCAAGGUCUGAAUGUCCUAAACAUAGUGAUGUGCUGAAGUCGACAAAUAUUGAACUCGAAGUGAAGUUCAUAGCGCUGUCAGAUGUAGUGAAUAUGAACAUAGUAAGUCACUGAAAGUUACUGAGAUAACUACAGAAACAGAAAUUAUUACAUUCUUAUAUAAAAAUGUAAUAGAUAAUUGUAAAAAAAAAUCAAAAUCAUGCAUUUGGGAAAAAAAAGUCAUACAUCUAGAAUAGUAUUCCAUUAACACUAAUUGUAAUGAAGUGAUACUUUUUAAUAGGUUAAAUAGGAAAAUAAGGAUUUUGAAGAGGUAGUACUUGUAAAAGUGUGAUGUUAUUUCCAAAUUGAGGCUGUAUACUAUAUAUUUGUUAUAAUCCGUAGAUUAUGUGAUUAAAAACAGAAAUUGUAAUACAAGUUUUAAAUUUUUAAGUGUUUUAUCGCAGUUCAUUGUUGUAUAUUCAUUAUAUCAUUCAUUAGCUUUAGACGUAUAAUUAAAAGCUAUUGUUAGUAAUUGCUGGUGCCAUAAAAAACUAACCUUGAGAAUAUAUUGAAAUGUUGUUUUAUGUUGCUAAAGAGUAUUGAAGAAUGGAUAUUGCUUAAACAAAUUAUAGGAAGUCAAUUGGUGUGUAGUAAGAUGAGUGACGAUGAAAGCUGUGUGCAUGAUAAUAUAGUGACCACUGGGGGUAUAUAAUGUUUAUUUUCAUUGAAUUAUGGAAAUAUUAGAGCGAAAAUUUGUUUGUUUUACUUAAUAUUAAGAUCAAAAUAUCUUCCACUCAUGAACACCAUGACAUACAUCUUCACUCGUGGUUAUAAUGCCACUUGUGAAGAUAUUGCAUCUUGUAUUCACUUGUGAAAGAUAUUUCAAUAUUACACUGAAACAAACAAAAUAUUCUUUAUAUCUACACAAUUUAGGGCUGUUACAAUGUUCAGUGUAACUGUGUAAUGAAAAUGUUAGAUUUUUUUUAAAAAGUGAUUUAUGUGAAGUAAUUUUGUGCCGAUGAAUUGCUUAUUUUAUUUGACUUUGUGGGGGGUAAAAUGCACCAAACUGCUUUACUUAUUUAUUGGAGUCGGCACUUCACAUGAAUUUAAAAACAUUGAAAACUAUGUUAACAAUGUAACAGUAACUUGGAUUUUAUGUAAUGGUAAUGUGUUAAUGUUGUCGGUGGUAAUGCUUUUGUAUAGUGGAAAUAAAAUUUGAAAUGUU